AUGACACUCAAGAUAAAGCUCAAAUUCUUGUUCCAUUUAGAUUAUUGGAAUAACAGAAUAACUACCAGCUUGUCCAUUGAAAGAUAUUCAAGUCUCACCUUAAAACAUCAAAAGGCUAAAUUUGUUGAAAUUGCUGAAGCAUUAGAAAUUAUAUGUAUUACGGUAUUUAAGUAUGGUUAA
Dentiscutata erythropus is the source of this 180-nucleotide messenger RNA. The record is from the annotation of a GenBank genome assembly. NCBI's taxonomy places the organism in Eukaryota, Fungi, Glomeromycota, Glomeromycetes, Diversisporales, Gigasporaceae.